GAGAGAGAGAGAGAAAUAUCACAGCUCAGCCAGUCGAGCAAUCUGGGAGGCUACUGUCACGCACCCUGCGCACAGAAGCGACCAGCCGUGCGCCUUCUUCAUGCGCGGGUUCAGCACCGCACUGAGCUGGACAGGAUACUCACGGACAGAUGGAAACACACCGAGUCUCUGCCAUAGAGACAGAGGGUCCACCCGUACAGCAAGUGCAUAAGGAGGAGAAGUAUUCGCCGGUACUCUAGGGCUGCAUUCCUAUCUUCAGAGGGGACAGCAUGGACAGAACAGUUAUCGUUAAAAUGGUAGUCUCAAAAAUUCGAUCCUAACAAGAGGGAAUUUGCAGGAAAGUGCGAACGAAGGAUUUGACCGGCUUGUCGGCGAUUUGUAUUAUAGCCUAGCACUUCAGUAAGUUGCUCGGGAGAAUGGAAAAGCCCACCCAGCCUCAGCUGCAGUCGAGCAUAUCCAAGAGCGCAGAAGGUCCCUCAGAGGACCUUUCCAAACUUACGGAUGAGGAGCUUCUGAAAUGGAGCAAGGAGGAGCUGGUUCGCCGGCUCCGCAGAGCCGAAGCUGAGAAGAUGAGCGUCAUAGUGGACCACAGCAAUCUUAUUCGAGAGGUGAACCGCAGGCUUCAGCAGCAUCUCAACGAAAUACGGGGGCUGAAGGAGGUGAAUCAGAAGCUGCAAGAGGACAACCAGGAGCUGCGGGACCUCUGCUGCUUUCUGGAUGAUGACCGGCAGAAAGGGAAAAAGGUGUCGAGGGAGUGGCAGCGCCUGGGCCGCUACAGCGCAGGGAUCAUGCGUAAGGAGGUGACGCUUUACCUGCAGAAGCUGAAAGAGCUGGAGCAGAGGCAGGAGGAAGUGGUGAGGGAGAACCUUGAACUGAGAGAGCUGUGCCUCAUGUUGGAUGAGGAGAAGGGCUCUGGAGGUACCGGCGGGUCAGCGGGUACCGGACCAAUCGGCUGCAGGAGUUCAAUCGAUAGUCAGAGCAGCCUGUCUCAUGCUAGUGGCCCUGGGCCUGGCCUACUAAGGGAUGUGGGUGACGGGAGCAGUACCUCCAGCGCGGGCAGCACCGACAGCCCUGACCAUCUCACACAUAAGCAGCAGCUGUUGGGCGGCCCGGUUGGAGGCAGUCCUGACCACCUACAUAAGCCAGGCUCAGGGGAGGAGGCAAAGGGUCUUGAGCAAGCAAGCCGAAGACAUAGCACCAGCCAGGAGUACACAGCACAUACCUUUCCCCAGGUGUGCCGGUCUCGCUGCGGGUCCUUCUCCAGUCCGGACCAUAAGGGCCUGCGGGGUCUCAGUCCAGAGAAACUUGCCAAGAGAGGCAGCCCAGAGCAGUUCUCAAAACACUUACUGGUGUCCUCUCAGCCGCCUGGCAGCCCAGACCUUUUCCAGAAGCACAGAGGUAGCAUGGGUAGUGUGUGUGGGAGUCCAGAGCCCAAACAGAUUCUAUCAGGGACACCGGAGCACCUACAGAAGGGCCGUGUCAUAUCUGGGAGCCCUGAGUUGUUGAGGCAUCAGCAUGGCAAGUUUGGCAGCCCCGGCCGAGAGGUGGUACAGAAGAGGCCGGGCGUAGAGGAGAUGUCCCCUCAUCACCGGAGCAUCUAUAGCGGUAUGAACGGUGGGUCCGAUUGGAGCCUGCUGUAGCACCCACAAUGAGAUAUACGGAGUCCCAUUUGAGUACACCACAUGCAGAGGGGAUGGUCAUUCUUCAUCCUGGAGCCAGCAAAGCCCCAAUUCCCAGCCAGGCACUAAACCAUCCCAUUCAGCCAGCCAUGAUCUGCAUUUAGUUUAGUUUUGCUUUGUUCAGUUCAGGAGAGGCCAUGGCCAGAUAGAGCAGGGGCUUUAGUGUCUGGCUAGAGCAGAACAUCUCAUCUCUGGUAAAGGUCGGUGGUGUCCAGUCUUGGUCCUCUUGGGCCAUGAUUUUAGCAGGCUUUAGCUGCUUCCUAUCAAUCAGCCUCUGUACCUGUGCCUCCGAAGCCAUUUUUAAUGCUCUGGAACCCAGCUGAGGGAACACUGUAAUCAAUCAAUGAAAGACCAAAAAGCUCAGAGGCCCAACAAAAGCCAGAAGACAGUGCUGCCCAGGAGGACCAGGAGUGGACACCAUUGUACUUGCCAUAUGCAUGCAGGUGAGUGGAGUGGCAAAGUAUGAGUCAGCAACACUUGAGAAGGAGCAGGAUUAAGAAAAGCCCUUUCUUCCCCCCUUUUCUUAUGUUCCUACACUUUCCUCUAUUGUAACUUCCAAAAAAGGAUUUCCUUUUUUCAAAACUUAGUUUUUCUAGUUUAAAUAAAUCAGAAAAGUUUCUUUCAAUUUCAAUAAGUUUAAAUUUUACUUGAAUUCAAAUUUGAAUUGCAAUUCUACCUUCUGUUUGCCAUCUCAUUUCAAAUUUAGGAUUUUAAUUGGAAUUUUAAAGGCAUUCUCAGUUAUUUUUUUAAAUAGUAACCACCCUGGUGCAUAUGCUGAAUGUUGCAACCCACAAAUGUUCUUGAAUUACACACACAGAUAUAUACUUUGCAUAUGCACACAACACCCAGAAUAGUUUCAACUCCUACAGUAUACUACAUUCGCCUCCAUAUACCCAGCAUAAGGCUCAUAAACACCUCAGCAGUAGAAAAAAAAAAACCUUCACACACACACACCACAAGGUGCUGGUACAGAUCUCAGCUGGGUCUUGUCACGCUUGUUCAUUUUUGUAGCAUCAUUUUGAUGAUCGCGCUUGUAGUUUCUGACUUUAUGAGUUCAAAUCAAUGGCUUUGGGCUACCUAAUGCUCAUCUAAGUUAUUGUAUCAUGUCAGAAUUACACUUUACUGGAUUAAAGAAAAAAUGGUGUGUAUCCUCUUUGAGUGAAUUAUAAAUUAAAAAUGAAUUUGCUUCGAA
Molecule: messenger RNA, 2871 nt
Organism: Cyprinus carpio (common carp)
Lineage: Eukaryota; Metazoa; Chordata; Actinopteri; Cypriniformes; Cyprinidae
Product: coiled-coil domain-containing protein 85A-like
Exons: 2
Coding region: 417-1640 (407 amino acids)
Source: RefSeq, a predicted model, not a curated record